Messenger RNA from Ceratitis capitata (Mediterranean fruit fly), 1704 nucleotides. RefSeq lists its product as uncharacterized. NCBI's taxonomy places the organism in Eukaryota, Metazoa, Arthropoda, Insecta, Diptera, Tephritidae. The record is from RefSeq and is a predicted model, not a curated record. The coding region runs from base 1 to 1704 and encodes 567 amino acids. The transcript has a single exon.
AUGAAAAUAAAAGUGUUUCUCAUCAUUUCACUGCAAAUAGUAAUUUUUCAAACAGUGUGUGCAUUAAAAACAUGCGAUGUGAUAGAUAAACUCAAUAUAGACUUGCGCUUGGAAUUGAAUAUUUUUCUAAACAUUACGGAAGACUCUGCUGAUGAGCUUUGUAAGCAUAGCGGUUUAACGCCUAAAAUUAUACUCGAUUAUGAGCAUGCAGAUCUACUAGAGCUCAACGGUUGGGCAACGGAGAAUGUUUUGACAGUUGCUUUUGUUGGUGUGAAGAAUAAGACAAAGCCUAUCAGCACACUCGUCAAACUGCUCUGGCAAUUGCACUAUACAAAUGUGCUUUUCGUUUAUAAAAGCUCAAUGAGCGGUGUGCAGCUUUAUGAGCUUUUUGCGCUUUGCUGGCAGCAUGGUUUCGUAAAUGUGCUCAUUUUGAUUCAACAAACCCUGUACACCUAUCAUCCCUUUCCAGCCAUAAAAGUGCUGGAGUUACGUACGCUCAGCGCUUACUACGACAAGUCACAUUUGGAGGACUUUCAAGGUCACCCACUACGCUCCAGCAUCAGCAAUAAUGCGCCGCGUGUCUAUCACUACACAGAUGACGAUGGUAAUUUAGCCAAUGGUGGUUAUCUUUACGCAUUGUUGCUAACGUUCAUACGACAACACAACGGCACAUUUCAAGAGGUGAAAAUGCCAACAUAUGAUCUGAAUUUAACUCAAACAAUCGCAGCAUUCAACAAUCGAGACAUCGAUAUACUUGCCGAGCUGCUAUUCAUGUAUCCUGAAUACGCGCACAGCGCUGUCGUUUGCAUUUAUCGCACACUGCUGAUGGCGCCCUACGCUAAGCCGCUCCAAAGCUAUCUGUACAUACUGCAACCGUUGACGCGCUUCAUCUGGCUACUCAUAAUUAUAGCAUUUUGCUAUUCGCUCAUCGCCCAAAUGCUCUUAUCACGUCUGCGUACGCGUCGUUUCAACUUCGGCGCGGCUUUGCUGCGCAUCGUCAGCGGCAUACUUUAUCUGCCAACAUUUUACUAUCGCAACUGCGCGAGAACACAAAUAAUCUGCGCCAUCAUGUUGCUGGCGAGUGGCUUUCUCCUAACCAACUUUUAUCAGACCAGUUUGGCCAGCAUGUUUAUCACCCGCCUGUAUGAGCCGCAGAUCAAUACCAUUGCUGAUAUCGCGCAUACGAAUUUCCGCUUGCCCAUCACCAAAACGGAUGCCGCCUAUUUGAAUAGCCUGGCGGGUGUGCCAGAGAUCAUAAACGACCGUCUGAUUGAAAUGAAUCCAUUGGAGACCUAUACAUUGUUACGUGAUCUCAACACCUCGUAUGUUCUCUCAUCCAUGGAGGACAAAAUCAUGUUCUUUAUGUAUCAACAGAAGUUUCUUCGCAUACCAAGGGUUAAGGUGAUCGACGAGGAGUUAGCGGAGGUGCCACUGUUCAUAGCUUUAGCACAUGGCUCGCCCUUUAUACAGCAGUUGAAUAGGUUCUUGGGACAGAUUUUCGAUACGGGAAUAUUUCAGAAAAUGGUUUCCGACAGCGCCGAGGAAGGUAUUUUGACUAAUGAAAUACGUUUCUUCAGAACAGUGUCUGCUAAGUUUUAUCCGCUCUCAGUGCAGAAUUUUUCAAUGAUUUUUGUCGCUUGGGCUUUUGGCUUGAUGUGCGCAACGGUAUGCUUUCUGAUUGAAUGGAAGUUUUUGAAGAAAUGA